Molecule: messenger RNA, 1556 nt
Organism: Anthonomus grandis grandis
Lineage: Eukaryota; Metazoa; Arthropoda; Insecta; Coleoptera; Curculionidae
Product: GATA-binding factor A-like
Exons: 7
Coding region: 231-1388 (385 amino acids)
Biological process (GO): cell fate commitment; positive regulation of transcription by RNA polymerase II; negative regulation of transcription by RNA polymerase II
Molecular function (GO): zinc ion binding; RNA polymerase II cis-regulatory region sequence-specific DNA binding; DNA-binding transcription factor activity, RNA polymerase II-specific
Source: RefSeq, a predicted model, not a curated record
CCCUGACUGAGGCAGUCUUUUGUUUUAGGACUCGACGGGUUACCUUUGAUUUCAGUGAAGAAGAGUUAAAACUUUUUUUUGGUCGGUUAGUUUAGUGAAUGAGUUUUUGUGACUUUUUUUUUUUGCUAACGUGUAUUUGGACUAAGGUGAUAGGUGCUUUUGGUUAGAUGCUGCAAGGGAUGUUGCAAGAUAGCUAACAUCCCUCCUUCACCUUUGCCUUCGUUCGCAUCAUGUUCCAUUCUACCGUAAACUCUACAGGAUACAGCGACGCAAAUUCGGGAUUUCACCAGCAUCUACAACAAUCUCCUGUUUACGUUCCUGGAAAUAGGUCUGCCACGAUGCCACAGUAUCCAUCUCCUGCCGGAGGUCAUUUUGGUACCACCCCUCACCAAAACGCGUGGCACACUGGUACAGGCUACGCAGAAAUGACCCCCACCGCUCACACCCUCGGUGCUACCGGUCACCACGCAGGCGCACUCGCGGCCGGUCAAUUUUACGCUCAAAACAUGAUGAUGAGGUCAUGGAGCGCGUACGACGGAGGCUUCCAAAGAGGCUCUUACGAUCCUACAAUGGAAUUUCCUUUUGGAGAAGGAAGGGAGUGUGUGAAUUGUGGAGCUAUAUCGACUCCUUUAUGGAGGCGAGAUGGUACAGGACAUUAUUUGUGCAAUGCUUGUGGGCUUUACCAUAAAAUGAACGGCAUGAACAGGCCUUUAAUUAAACCUUCAAAAAGACUGACAGCUACAAGACGCUUAGGACUAUGCUGCACCAAUUGUGGCACCCGCACCACGACGCUAUGGCGUCGUAACAACGACGGUGAACCAGUAUGUAACGCAUGCGGACUCUACUUUAAAUUGCACGGUGUGAACCGACCGUUGGCCAUGCGUAAAGACGGCAUCCAGACGAGAAAACGAAAACCGAAAAAACCGGCCGGAUCGGGGGGUAACGGAGGGUCGUCGACGACAAACGGUGGUGGAGAGAGGGAGGAUAGCAACCACGCCCAAAGCGAAGAAUCAAAAUCGACAAACCUUCCUCAUCAACAGUCUCCUACUCAUCACGCCUCAAAUCAUCAGCAACAGCAGCUCCAACCUCAAAACUCGUGCCAGUCUCAAAAUAUCCCACACCAAACCACCCACCACGAAAAGUCACCUCUUAGUCAAUAUGGUAGUACUUCAGAACGACCGUACCUCGGUCAAACGUCACUGUUACCGGCUACUAGUACAAGCAGUAUAAAAAGUGAACCUGGAUACGAGUAUAGUUGCCUUCAAAGUCAACCAAGCUACCCCUACCAGCAGCUUUUUGGGUUCCCCAGUCCUUCAGGCAACAGCGAAAUGGCCUACCACCACCAGCACCACGUAACUGCCGCGGCAAAACUAAUGGCUUCGUCAUAGCAUUAUUAGUACUUAAAAAAAUUGCUGUAAAUAUACUUUGUAUAGUAUAAUAGUGACAGUAUGUUGUGCUACUGGAAUUGAAAAAACUGUAUUAUUAUUUUAUUUCUAAAAAGACUGCUUUCAAGACAUGAAUGUGUUUUUUGUAAAUAGAUUAAGUACCCUGCUUUA